AGCAACAGAAGAAGAAAAAAGGUCAUCGUCCGUAAGCACUCAUUAUAAAAACACAGUAACUUCGUUAACUUCACAACUCCUCUCGAUAAUUAGUGGAGCUGUGGUGUGAUCAGCUGUAGACAGAGCAGAUAGCAGAGAUGAUGCUAGCUGAAAAUGCUAACUGGAGCUUUGUUGUCAUUGAGUAGAAGUCAGUCGAGGCUGAAGCACUGAUCUGAUCCUGACAGCACUGACGCUCCGAGCUGCUGCUUGUUGUCUGUGUGAGCUCAGUGCAGCUGCUGUGGUGAGUCUGUCAAACUGUGUGGCCUCAACUGUGACACCCUGCACGUUUAGCUAGCUAACGCGGCAGCUAACACAGGGUGGUGGGAUUGGAACGAUGUAGAGUGUGGGGACAUGUUUGAAGACCAUGGCUGCAGAGUCAGUCAUUUCCUCCUGGCUGCCUGACGUCGGCUUGAAGGAAUGAUACAGACGCAGGGUGACAUGGAUCUUCCUCUGACAGCAGCUCUGCUCAUGGACUGGGACAGGUCAUGAUUUCAUACUCAGCAGCACCAGCGAUGUCUGUGAGCUCGCUCCUGCGGUGCAGCCUCAGGCUGGAGAGGAAACAUGUGGCCACACGUUUGGUCCAGCAGAGAGCUCUGUCAGGGGCGGAUACUGUCAACGCACUCAGACCGUUUUACUUUGCUGUCCAUCCAGACUUCUUUGGUCAACAUCCCAGAGAACGGGAAGUGAAUGAGAACUCAUUAAAGAGACUUAAUGGCUAUCUGGAAAACUUGCAGAAGACUGGCUCACGCUCAGUUCAGCCAAUGAAGCUCACCUUUUAUGUCAGGGACACGAAAGACAACAGUGAUAUGCAGCCAGACCUCCUCACCCCAGGGUUCCGGUCAGUGAGCUUCACCCUACACACACAUGAUGUCUUGAGCACAGUGAUCAAUGUGUUAAAGUCCUGCAGCCUGUCUGUGGAGCACAUGAAAGGACUGAAAGCAAGUGCAGAGACAUCUCAAAAUCCUCGUGAGGCAGGAGUGCCUUUCUAUAGACCCAUCAAAUGGGAUAAGAGCUACUACACCUUCACUGGUUUCAGGGACCCUGAGCAGGAGCUGCAGCAGGCCAGGAAAAUUGAGCCUACACUCAGCUUGUGGCUGAGAAAAAAUGAGCCUGAAGCAACAAAGAAGCUCAAUGCUAGUCUUCCUCGGAGAGAGGAGCUGAACAGACUGAAGAGGGAGCUGUGUCACAAGUUUGAUCUGGCUGGUUUCAGGUGGCAGCGCAGCUGGGGAGUGGCCCACAGAUGCUCUCAGCUUCAGAGUCUGAGCCGUCUGUCACAGCAGAGCCCAGAGGCCCUGAUCCACCUGCAAGGACACACGGUUAUGUUUGCUGACCAGUCAGGGAUGAAUGCCUCUGGACACGUCAUGCUGGGAACCAUGGACGUUCAUCAUCAGUGGACCAAACUGUUUCAGCAGCUGCACAGCUAUCGUAGCCUGCAGCAGCAGACCGACUGGCUGAAGGAGAGGAUCAGCCUCCUGCUGGGUGGUGCUCAGGUGGUCUACAUGGAGAGACUGGGACCAGUUCAGCCUAUCACUGAGCAUUACAGCACCCUCAGCACCUUCCAUAAGAGCCUGAUGUCCCGACACCUUCGACUGCACCCCAGAAGCCUGCAGGGGCUCACCAUGUUAUUGAGGAAUGAUCGCUCUAACCUUAGUCUGCAUGAGAUGGGGCACUUCAUCAUCCCAACCAACUGUGACCCUCCCAAGCUGCAGGUCUUCCUCCAGAGCCACGCCCACGAGGCCAGACAGCGCACCCAAUGCAAAAAACAGCUGCAGGCAGAGGAGGAUGCUGUGGUGAAGCAGUGUCUCCAGAGUCUGUCUCUGAGGAGUCUGUCCAAGGAGCCCAGUGUCAGUUCCAGUCAAAUGAUCCUGUGCUGUAAAAGGCUGCUGGAGCAGCGCUCCCCCCUCAUGCAGGGCCUACACAUCCGUGUCUCUCACUUCUACUCUGUCAUGCAGGAUGGGGACCUGUGUCUUCCCUGGGACUGGAAGAGCUGAGCUGGAGAGAGCAGUCUCCAGCUGCAGGAUUUCACUCAGUCAAGAGUUAGAAAGACAUAUUUUUCAGUUUGGUGUUUAGGCAGCAAAUACACAUCUGUAACAGGACUGUUUGGGAGAUGUCAGGUCAACAGAUGUCAUAUCUGAUGGUUCUCAAGGGAAACCUCAAGUGGUUCAUUCAAGCUGACCACUGUGGGCUUGUCCAAUAAAAAGCACUUUAUCCUCCUGCUGGAAAAGCCCAACAGGAGGAUUGGAUGGUCUGCAGAUGUCAAAGCUUCCCAAUAUUAGUAUUCACAUUAAUUAAUACUGCUGCAUAAACUUGGGUUUUUGUACUUUUCCCCAUUGUUUGCUUAUCUCCUAACUAGACAAUCUGUGUUGGCAAUAUUUGACUUGUAAUGGCGAGAACCCAAACGGUUGGGAACCAGUGUUACAUGUGCAAUAGGAUUGAGGUUUUCAGAGUUAGAACUUUGUCAUAGGCUUGGUUUGAGAAAGUCAAUAUUUAUUGUCGCUGUGUGAAUUGCACUGGGAAGGAAUAAAAUAAUGGUUCUGUUAAACACACUCCCUGUGAGCUAAAUGUAAACAGAAAUAGUUACCACACCACCGAUGAUCGACUGAUAUAAGUUCGGUUUGCUUGAAAUAAGUCCGACCACAUCUAAAGGCCUCUGUACUUGUUCACAGAAAAAGUGACAGAAUGUGGAAGAUAAUAGUUGAGAAGUUUGUUAUUUCAAACCAUAGCUCCUUCUAGAGAUCACAACAGUAACUGGAAUGUAUGUGACUGUGGGAAGACAUUUCACCGGGCAUUAACAAAGACUCUAUUGUGUCACGUAACCUUAUGAUCCAGCACCUGAAACAUUAAGUUGCUAUGUACGAGCCGGACUGGGGAUUUUGUAAACAUGAGACAUUUCAGAUGCUGGUGUAGAGUCUGAGUCCUUCAGUUAUGGAUCCAUGCUUAUUUUGUGGCUGGGUCUGUUUAAACAAUACAUUGAAACACACAGGGAGGUGGAGAAAUCUGAUCCCUGGCUGUGUCUGAAAUCUCCAUCUUUCACUGCUGCCUCUGCUGACCCUACAUAGUGAGUGAGACUUUAAACCUUUUACCUUCUUCAUCUUAAAGCAUCACUACUGCUUAUAAUUCUCACAUCUAAAAAAUGUAGCAUAUUGCAUCGUGUCCAUGGCGUGGACUUCAUUCAUUCAAUCAUGUAGUUUGAGGGCAAGUCUGGUGGAGUCCUUGUGCACACUCAAAUAAAAUGAGGGCUGGUGUGCACCGUAUAGUAAAUGGGGAGCGAUUUUGGACACAGCCAUAGUUUUGAACUUAUAAUAAAAUAAAAUGGCAACUUCAGACUAUAAUGUUAAUUUUGACUCCCAUCAAUGGGAGAGGACCAACUGAAUUAAUAGUUCAUCACAUUCGCUCCCUGAUUCUGUCGACUCUCAGUGGAGGAUGUAGUAAAAAUGCAAAGUAAAAAAACAGUCUAUAAUGUGAUUUAAUGUAAUACGUUUUUUAAAUUUUAUGCAAAAUUUUACAUUAUGACUCCAGUGCAACCUUUUAUAUGCAAUAACAUCUCACACAGUAUAUUGUAAUACAUUCAAAUGUAUUGCUUUAGUGGCCAGACUGUAUUUUGCUCAUCUUAAUGCUGGUAUUAUGGUUUGCAUGAUUCACAGUCCAACUAU
This is a messenger RNA of Paralichthys olivaceus (Japanese flounder), 3692 nucleotides long. It is a transcript of the gene tcaim, whose product is annotated as T cell activation inhibitor, mitochondrial. NCBI's taxonomy places the organism in Eukaryota, Metazoa, Chordata, Actinopteri, Pleuronectiformes, Paralichthyidae. Gene Ontology annotation, cellular component: mitochondrion. The record is from RefSeq and is a predicted model, not a curated record.